UGCGUCACUAGCAUGCGCCGAGAGGAGUCUGAAGGAGAUUUGGGAAAAUUACCUGAGAAGUCGGGAGAGGAAGUCAUCAUCCAGCAUUUAAACGCUGGGGGUUUUGUUAACAUCUCAAGUAAAAUCGGCAUGCGUAGCUAAACUAGACACAUUAAUCCAAUCCCUGUUGGUUUGCGUAUAUACACCAUACUGUUUUGCUGCGAUGUUAUUUAACGUUAUCCACCGCUAGCUACUGUCAGACUCACAUUACAGCCACAAACACACCGGUGAUUUGGGUUAACGUAGUUAGCAAACACCCCAGCUAGCUAACGGUAGCUGGAAACAAAUGAAACCGUAUCUGGUGUAAGCUACUCCGGGGCCCGAGUCGACCACAAGUCCGCUGCAGUAACCCAAAGUUAAAGCCGAGUUAGCGUUACCAGAAACCAUGCAUUGAGAGGUAACCUCGUCUCUUCCACCUCGCCGAGAAACCAACACGAGCUCCCUGCUGCGAGAUUUUGGCUUUGGUUGGGCUCAUAUCAGAUGGAGGACAAAUUCACUGCAGUUAUCCUACCAGCUGAUUUAGAAAAUUCAGCUACUAUGCCUUCUGUUGGACUGCUUUUGUAAACGUGGUAGCCAUGGCUUCUCGCAAGGUGGAUGAGCUGCCAAGUGACACCAAGGAUUUAGCUUCGGUCUCCAAACAGCUUUCCCGAUGCGGCCCUGAUGACAUCACGGAAGAGCUUCAGUCGGAUACGAUGAAUGCUACGGUGAAAUCCCAGAAAUCUGGAAGAUUUAGGAGGACUGCCCUGACAUUUUUUGGAGUUCGUAAAAGUAUCUGUCUUUUACCUAGUUUUUUUGGAGGAAGGAGUAAAAAUCAGAACAAGUGGUCUUCUAAGAAAGGAAUCACCAAAAGCAGAACACACGAUGGGCUGAGUAAGGUUAGUCAUGAUGACAAUCUGAGAAGUGGCUACACCUCAGUUGGAGAUUUUGAGUACCACAGCCAGAGGGACUCUGCUGGAGAGCUCCACAGUAGCUGCCGCAAUGAAUGUCGUCACCCCACUGCUGACCAGAAAUCACUGACUCUCACCCGGCAGAAAAAGGGUUUGAGGGGUCUUUUUCACAGCUUGAAGCAUCACAGAAACCAUAGAAAUGGUGGAUUGGAUAAAACUGAAAUGAUUGCAAUGUCCUCUCGUCACUGCAAGAAAGAGGUGCCCGUUGUCCAGAACAACACCAGCCAGUAUGUCACAGAGUGCCUGGGAUCUGAACCUGAUGUGCCUGAUUUUGCAGAUGUUAUAUGUGAUAUUUCCAUUGGCCCUGAAUGUAUUGAUGCUGAUGCAAUGGCAUCAGAGAAGAGCGAGGAGCAAGUAAGCCCAAAGUCUGAGCUUGAUGAUCAGAUUUGUGAUGAUGAAAUGCAGGAAAUGAAUUUGGUGGCCAUAGUUUCCAGAGAAUAUGAGGAGAGUUCUAGAGGCCACAGCGAGCCUUGUCUGAAACUUCAGAUGAUGUCUGAGCCUGUAUUGAAGUCUGAAACACCCGCUGGCUCAUCGGAUCAGCUAAACCUGAUUUUUGGAGAUGUUGCAUCAUUAAAGAGCUUUGAUUCACUCACUGGCUGUGGGGACAUUAUUGCAGAUCAAGAAGAUGACAGCAUCACAGAGAGCACGGUUUCUGGAGAAAGGAGCAGAAAUGGAGGAAAGAGGGCCUCUUGUUAUCUUACUUAUCAGGGUGGAGGAGAAGAAAUGGCCUCACCCGAAGAUUUGGAUGAGGAGUGUCUUAAUGAUUUCUGGGCAAAUAAUGCGUCAGAGGAAAUUUGCUAUACCUGCAACCAAGACCACACAGAUUUGACUGCUGACCUGACAAGUUCUCACAAUAUGGACUUACUCAACAGUAACAGUGCACAGCAAGCCAGUGGCAUGGACACUUCUUCAAUUGCUGAUGUGUUAACUCCUCAAAGUGAGCAUCAAGAAUCAGUUCCAACUAGUGAUGAGGGCUACUAUGAUUCUAUGACCCCAGGGCCAGAUGAAGGACAAGAAAAAACUGACAGAUUAAGGACAGACAGAUUACCCAGGGACAGUUACAGCGGUGAUGCCCUCUAUGAACUUUUUGCACCUGAUGAGAGUCUCAUCAGUCCACAUUAUGAAAACAAAUCAAAAAUGCCCGUUUCCAAACAGUGCGAGUAUUUAAGUGAGCCAGUUGAUGUGACAGAUUCUGCCUUUGUUCCAGAAAUGAAUCGAUUACAAAUAAGUGCUGAACUGUAUAAAGAUCAUGAUUUUCUAGAGAUGCCGAGCACAUGCAGUAAAUCCUCGGAGUUGGCACAAAAUAUGGUUGGUCAGCAGGAAGUCGGCACAAAUAAAACCUGUAAUUUGAAUUCAAAACCACAAGCGUCAGUCAACAAGAAUGACACAGAACCGGAUAUAUAUGAUGAAAAGGGAAAUAGUCCUGCUUCCACUGAAAAAAGAACAAAAUCUAUAAAUGCUGAUUGUGAGAAAAGGCACAGCAGCAUAUCAUUCGGAAGCACAUCUGACCCAGAUUUUGAAACAUUUUGUGAACCCAAAGAGCAACAUCUUGAGGAAAACAAGCCUGUGGCUCUACCAUACAGAAAUAUAAAUUCUCAGUCUCCAGAUUGCAACAAUGAUUUGGAUGAUGGGCAAACUGUGAGUUUCUCUCAAGCACUUGUGGACUACACAAAACACUCUGAGAUGCUGAGUAACUUGCACAACAAUGUGGAUGAUUUGGAGACAAACGCUGCCUUCACUCCAAAUAUGCAGGCCUUACCUACGAUAGUCACAUUUGAUGUAGUGGAUAUGCAUAAUGAGGGUGAAUACGAUGAGCAGAUUCACAUGGAACUGGAGGAGGACAUUUCAUCACCCUAUCAGGAAUUUGAAGAAAGCUACCUACAAAAAGAUGCAUUUGCUGAAUGUGACUAUCAAAUGUUAGACCUGUAUGAACAGAACCUGAUCAGUAAUACAUGGGCAAUUGCUAGUCUCCCACAGCACCUAGGCCUUACAAGAGUCAGUCAGGCCAUGCCUAAUCCGUUGCCUCUAGACAGGAGAAGUAGAUCUCUGGACACAGAAAGCCUUGAGUUGAAUAUGCCUGACACUUACAGAGACAACAGAGCUGCUAUCGUUUCUUGUCCUCAAACUGAAAAGGACUCUGAAAGAGAUUCCUCACCAUAUUACAAAAAGAAUGUACUAGUGUCUGCAUCAGAGGUUAGAGACAGUAGCAGCAUUAUGGCCUUAUCGUGGCAAACAAGGUCAGAAAUGGCUUUAAGCCUUCCUCUGACAGAUGGGGAAAUUGCACAAGAAGUACAGGGCCUCAGUCAAACCCAAGCAGAACACAAAAUAUUUUCUAGUUCAUCCAGCAGUAAAUCGCAACGUCUUUGCUCGAAUGUGUCGGACAGAGUGUCCUGUGAUUUAAUUUCACAGAAUACAGAGCUUUACAGUAGGCAGUGUCACCAUCCUUUGGAAUCAGAUUCUUGUUUACCUCAUGGCACCUUUGUUUAUUCCGGAGGGAUGGAGGAGGUAUCGGAUGAUGUUGAUGAGGAUAUUUUUUGUAAAGCUGCCACUAAUUUACAAUCCUAUAGUCAGUGUGGUAAAAGCAGACCAGUGGCUAGUAGGGAUGGAAUAUCUCAUACUGGGAGUCCUCUGAACGCAGGUGUGUCUAAAGACGAAAUGGCCGUCCUCAGUGAAACAAGAACACCCAGAGAUGUGGCGUGCCCUGUUGCCUGCAACAAACUCCCUGAGGCAACCUUUAAUUGAAAGUCUGUCAGUCAUACAGUUGGCAUUAAGAUCACAUGUAUAUGUGCCAAUGAGUGCUUUUAUGUUACAUCCAAAAGAGUAAUUGUUGCUUAAUUUGUACUUGCACAACUGAUUUCUUUGAAAAGUUGUUGUACACUGUGAUGACAGGACAUUAAUUGAAAUUUGAAAAUAUGUGCCAUCAUGCUGAGUUAAGUACAACGCUGUCUUAUUGGGAAGUCAAAAGGGAUUUUCUGCAUUUGCACAGUAACUGUCGCUUGCUUCACACAGGUCACAUAGUCUGUUCAAAGUAUUUAAGCAAGUCAUUGUUUCAUUUGCAUUGAAAAUGCUCACAGAUUCAUCUCAUUACGCUACAGAAUUGUACUAGAAUGUUUUUACACACAUGUAGCCUCAUUAUCCAGGUCUCAAUAGUAAUGUCACACUUGUUUAAUGGAUAUUAAUUUGCCUGGUUUCCAUAGCACAGCCGAACAGGGCUAGCCAAGUCUUGCUAGCAACUCAUGUAUGCUUAUGCUUUAAGUGCCGGCUUAUGUUUGUGUUUACUGCUUUUUCACAGCCUCUCUGUGCUCCAGUAAGGUUUAUGUUGGCCUGUCAUGAUGCUUCGAUUUAGUGUUUCUAUCUGUUUUCUUGGUUUACCUAAUUUCAGGCCAGAUUGGGUUUAGGAAACAACAAGAGAGGAGUAUCUCAAUUCACAGAAAAGAAUAGUUCAAGAUACACAAUAUAAAACCUAUCUCUUGAUACCAUCAUGAGGUAUGAUGGUAGAUGUUUUUGCAUUUGGCUUAAUCUCAGAAUAUCUAACAGCUAGUUCUUUUCCUCAACCCAGAACAGGAUAAGCAGGUAUAGGAAAUGUACAGAUAGACUCAUAGUUGUUGCAUCUUAACUUCAGCUGCCAUUUCAUUAACAUGUUGUAGAUAGCUUUGCAUGGUGAAACUACUUUUAUUUGUAUAGCGCAUUUCACAUACAGUUACGCUGUGUAUGAAAGUGCGUUACAUAAGACAUCAAAGAAACAGCUUGGAAACAGCCGGAGUAAAAAAUGGUAGAGGAAAACAAAUCGAAGAAGAAACGCUAGUAGUACCUAAUAGUCUCAAACUUACUGCAAUUGCUUCUGGCCUGACAAGCCAGUUUGGCCUUACUAUGGCUGUUGUUUUUCUUUGGUCCCAUUUUCCAACAGCUUGACCACCUGUGAAGUGCAACAUUAUGACUGAAAUGAUGCACUCCAUUAUUGCAUUACUGUACGCUUGUGGAAUGAAAAAGUAGUUUGGUUUUGUUUGGAAUUGAAAUAAUAUGUCAAAAGAUGAACUGGUUGUAUAAUUUUCUAGUGCAUUUAAUGUUUGGUCAGAGGUUAAACUGUUGGAUGAUGUUUUUUUUAUAGUGUAAUAUUGAACAAAUGUCAAAUAAUUUGUAUUUAUAUUCUCAACUCUUUGUACACUCAGAAUGGUUAUUGCAAAUUGGCAAUAUUCUUUUUGAGUUUUCUUUUUUAAUUUUGGAUAUUUGUUUAUUGUCUCAAAGUUACAUCCAUGUUACAUUAGGGGAUUCCUCUUGAAAAUAUGUUACUGUUUUGUCAGAGUAGAACACUGCCUUACACUAAAAUAAACAUGACAUAGACAUAAGA
This is a messenger RNA of Siniperca chuatsi (mandarin fish), 5334 nucleotides long. It is a transcript of the gene amer1, whose product is annotated as APC membrane recruitment protein 1. Gene Ontology annotation, cellular component: plasma membrane. The transcript is spliced from 2 exons. The record is from RefSeq and is a predicted model, not a curated record. Gene Ontology annotation, molecular function: beta-catenin binding; phosphatidylinositol-4,5-bisphosphate binding. Gene Ontology annotation, biological process: regulation of canonical Wnt signaling pathway. Bases 615 to 3728 code for a protein of 1037 amino acids. Lineage: Eukaryota; Metazoa; Chordata; Actinopteri; Centrarchiformes; Sinipercidae.